Molecule: messenger RNA, 1586 nt
Organism: Vitis vinifera (wine grape)
Lineage: Eukaryota; Viridiplantae; Streptophyta; Magnoliopsida; Vitales; Vitaceae
Product: TPR repeat-containing thioredoxin TDX
Exons: 10
Coding region: 142-1410 (422 amino acids)
Molecular function (GO): Hsp70 protein binding; protein dimerization activity
Source: RefSeq, a predicted model, not a curated record
CAGAUAGAGCGAUUCCAUCGCAGCUACCGUACUUCACCAUGUCCCGGUCCCCCCACCGCACGAUCAAAAUCUUAUGACGAUGAAGAUUCACUAGACCAUGAGUCCCACCAAUGGAACGAUACAAGUGGUCCCCACCAGAAAAUGGAGAAUACUAGCGGGUCUCACACAACCGCUGCUCCACCUCUUUCAAAACAGAAUCCUCGAGGUUUCCAGAGAAAGGAGGAGAGAGAGAGUGAGACUGAGAGAGAAGCCAUGGACGAUGCAAAGAUCUCAGAGCUGAAACAGUUCGUGAACAGUGUUAAAUCAGAUCCUUCUAUUCUCUACAAUCCAUCUCUAUCCUUCUUCAAAUCAUAUCUCCAGAGUCUAGGGGCUAGAAUUCCGGAAAAACCAGAUAAAUGUGGUUGUGGCACUUCAGACCAUGGGGAACAUGUUGAUGCCAAAAAAACAAAUCUAUGUAGUGAAGAUGACAAGUUUGAGGAUGAUAUUGUUGAGUCUGAUAUUGAAUUGGAUGACACUGAUGUUGUGGAGCCUGAUAAUGAUCCUCCACAAAAGAUGGGAGAUCUGUCAAUUGAUGUAACCGAAGAAAAUCAGGAUGCUGCACAAAUGUUGAAAUCAAAAGCCAUGGAGGCCAUUUCUGAAGGAAAGCUAGAUGAAGCAACAGAUAAUCUAACAGAAGCCAUCAUGUUGAAUCCAAGUUCAGCAAUAUUAUAUGCAACUAGAGCUAGUGUCUAUGUUAAGCUGAAGAAACCAAAUGCUGCAAUCCGUGAUGCUGAUGCAGCUUUAAAGAUCAACCCUGACUCUGCAAAAGGAUAUAAAAUACGAGGAAUGGCGAGGGCCAUGUUGGGCCUGUGGGAAGAAGCAGCAACUGAUUUGCAUGUGGCAUCAAGGCUAGAUCACGAUGAGGAGAUUGCUUUGGUUCUUAAAAAGGUUGAACCUAAUGCACACAAGAUUGAGGAGCAUCGCAGAAAAUAUGCACGGUUGUGCAAAGAGAGGGAGCUAAGAAAAUCUGGGCAUCAGAAGCAACAGCAGCAAGCUCAACCCCAUGAUUCAGAAGCUGCAGCUGCUUUUAAGGAUGGCCAAGUAAUGGCAAUUCAUUCUUCUUCUGAACUGGAAACUAAGUUAAAAGCUGCUUCGAAGACGUCUCGCUUGGCAAUCCUGUAUUUCACUGCAACAUGGUGUGGGCCUUGUCGUUAUAUUUCUCCCGUCUUUACAAGCCUAUCAGGAAAGUACCCAAAAGUUGUUUUCUUGAAAGUUGACAUAGAUGGUGCCCAGGAUGUGGCUGUAAGCUGGAAUGUUAGCAGUGUUCCAACUUUCUUCUUCAUAAAAAAUGGCAAGGAGAUUGAUAAAGUGGUAGGGGUUGACAAAAGUGCACUUGAAACAAAGAUUGCACAAUAUGCAGGCCAAUCUUAAGUUUAUUCUGGGUUGUUUCUUUGAUUAACUUUUCUGUAUACAAUUCCUGUUAUACUUGUUGCACCACUCAAGUCAAGUAGGUGUUACCUUUGUUGUAAUACUCAAGUCAAGUGGAUGUUAUCUUUGUUGUAACGGGUGUUGUUACCUAUGUAUGAUUAAUAGAUAAAUAAUGUUCG